AUGAAACCAUUUCUCAAAGAUGAUGAUUUCUUCCUAACUUCAACAAACGUCAAAAACUACCCAAAACAUCCUCAGCCUUUAGAUUCAAAUUUAGAAGAUUUUAUCAAGCUUCGUCAAGCCCAAACUCUUGUUGAGUCAACAGGUUUUGAAUUAAGUCAUAGUUCAUUAAGCAACUCUUUAUCUCAAUCUAAGCUUGACAAAAUCCAUCAAAAAUUAUCAUCAAAACUCUCAAGAACGCUUAAAGCAAAAUUCCUCACUCCCCCUAGCCUUUAAAUUUUUGAACAAAAUAUCGAUAAAAUUUUCAUUUUUGGAUAUUUUAACCCACUUUAAAUUGGAAAAUUUAAUUUUAAAUUGAAAAACUUUAUAAGUGAAAAAAUUAAUUUUGACUUAAUUUAAUGCAAAAAGUGAAAGUAAAAUAUAUUUAAACAGUUUUCACACUGAAUUGAUAAAUUUUUAAAUUAGUUCUUCAUAAAAAUGAAUGAAAUUCCAAGUAUUGCAUUCAAUUUUUAUUUUUUAAAUUUUGGUUAUAGAGAAAAUUUAAUAUAAUUAAUUUACAUAAAAAUUAGCCCUCCUUUAAAUUGGAAUAAGAUUUGUAGAGCUGAUGAAUAAAAAAUAUAAGGAGAAAUUUGAAGAUGUUGAUAUGGAAAUAAAAAGAUUUAUUUAUUCGAUUAUGAGAAAAAGAGAGAAAUGCUGCUCAUGCAGCGAUAGAUAGAUUAAUUAUAAUAAUAAAUUGGAAUAGAAAAUUUGUUCCAAUUUAAAAGAGUUAAAGAAAAAUCUCAAGAAUUAUUAGAAAGUGAGCCAAUAUUAAAACAUCGCUAUGAAAAACUAAAAGAAAAAGUUUCUAUUACUUCAGUCAAAGGACAAUAUAACAAAAUCCCUAUAAAACCGGGGUUUUCUUUUUUUGACUGUCUAAUUAAAGCUCCAAAAGCAGACAUAACUGAGCUCAACCAAAAUAUCCCAGAAAGUUUAUAUUACACUGAUAGGCUAUAUUUUCUUUUUACAAAUCCAAAUGGAAAAGUCCAAUGUACAACAGAUAUAAUUAAUUACAAAUUUAUGCAGAUUGUGGAAAAAUACAGAAAAGAUUCUGAGGAUUUAGACAUUUUUGACCACAUCGCUGCAAUUAUGAGAGGAAGAGACGAACAAAUCCAAAACAUGCAAAAAUUUUUAUUUGAUUGAAAUCAAUUUAAAGUUAAAAUGAUAGGAAAUGAAACAAAUCCUGGAAGUCUAAUGCAGAGAUAUAUAAAAGUUCCUGGUGGAAAACCUUCUGUUACAAGACUGCAUUAUUUUUCACACAUUAAAGGAAAUAAAGCAAAUUUUGCUUACUUCGCAAAACGGCUUGAUAUUGAAGAAGAAAUUACAGAGUCAAAUAUACAAAAAUGUGCAGUCAAUAUGGACAAGCCUGAGACCUUAGAAAUCUAUAAAAUUUCUGGGCCAGCUUUAAAACCGUUCGAAAAAGAAGCAAAAAAUCUUGUUACUUAUUUAAAUAAAGGCUAUAACUUAAGAAUACAAGAAAUAAUCCUAGAUUAUUUAAGGGAUUCUAAUGGAGUUGUGUGGCUUUGUGGCUGUAAAAGCAUAAAAAUAGACGAGAGUACUUUAGCGAACAGCCUGCAGCCAGUUGAAGAAUGGUGGCCGAAUUCACAAAAAAAUAAACCCGUUAAUAGUGAAGAAUUAGAAGAAAAGAAAAAAGGGUUAAUAAGUUUUGUCCAUUGCAAAUUAUGCAGGCUACAUUAUCCAAAUAACGAGCUCUCACAUCUGGUUUCUGUGAGAAUGCUUAUGCUUUAUAAAGUCCACGUAACCCAAAGGAUGGAUUUGCCUUGAGAUACUUCACAUUUAAAGUUAACAACAGCGGAUUUAUUAUCACAAAGUGUCAGAAUAUGCCAAUUUUGCUAUUUGCUGGUAACAAGUGAAUUUGAAUUGAUAAAAAUUGAGGAAAAAAUGGCUGAAGCUCUUCAUAUCCCUAAAACUAUUUUAGGGUAUGAAGAAGAUCCAGCAUUAAAAAUUCAGUUGCAAUUUUUGCCAAAAAAACUAGUCCAGUGAAGAGUCCUGCUACAUCCUAUUAGGCUUUUUGAUAUAAAAACAGUUAAAAGUUCGAAUGAUAUCAGACUAAGCUUGAAUUUUGCAGGGAAUAUCACAAGUUAUCCACUUAAUUGAAAAAUUGAAGAAUAUUAUGGACAAAAAUGCAUCAAUUUAGAAUUCACAAGGGUUCAUUAUUUAUUUUUGCCUGAAGAUAAAAACCUAAAAGAAUUUUUAGCCUCAAAUAGCUUACUCCCCCCCCCCUCCGUGAGCGAACAAAACCAUUAGAAAAAUCCCUAUUUUUUGGUCAAAAACCCACCCUCCGUGAGCGAACAAAAAAUUUUUUUACAUAUAAUUUUAUAUAUAGUUUAUUAUAUCUAUAUUUAAUACAAAUAAAGAGGAUAAUAUUGAAAAAUAAUUAUUAAGUUUGUUUGAUAUAUUAUUCAAAGGGUUAAAAAAAAGAAUACCAUAAGUGAAAAGGUUGAAUUUAACAAUUUUAAAUUUAAGACAAAAAAAUGAAUAGAAGAAAUCGAUUAGAUAAUUAACUUCUUCAUAUUAACUUGAUGGCUGAAAAUCUUUGGAUGAUUAACGCCAUAAGAACCCGUCAACUCAAAUGAUUUUCUGACAAGUUGAGGGCUUACAGCAUCUCACGCCUUUGAAGCAAUGUUUAUCAGUUGCUGGCGAUCAAGAGCUUUGAGGUUUCCAGUUCUUUUCGAUCUUCUUUCAAUCUGCUCUGUUUGGAAUUUGAUUCUGAAAUCUGUUGUUUUUGAUUUGAAAUUUGCAAUUACCAGUGCGUCAAGUGGUUGCAAAUACUACUUUGUGCACCCUCCAGGGAUCACAAUUUUGGUUGCAUCUAAAUCUGAAAUUGCAUUAGAAAUCAUGAUAGUUUUAUGACUUCCAGCCUGAUCAUAAAUCAGCAGUUGGUUUUCUCGUCUCAAUAUUGUUCUGAGGUAGUCAUUAAGAAUCUGGUCAGAAAUGUAGCCAGAUUUAUUUGAUUUUAUGAUGACAUUUUCUGGAAUAUUCAGUCUUUCUCUUACAAGGUUCGGGAUCUGGCCAUUUUUCUCUUGAAAAAUGAGCAAAGCAGGCAUUUUUUCUCCAUCAGCUCUAAUCAUAAGCAUAACAGUGAUAAAAUGGUUCAUUUUAGCUGAUUGAACGCCUAGAAUUCGUUGAGUUCCCUUGAAAUCAUAAGUGAACUUGCUUUUUACAUCUCAAUCAAAUCUCGUUUCAUCGAAAUUGUAAAUGUUAGAUGGAACGAAUUGAGGAAGCAAUGACGCUAAAUCAUCUAGGUAUUGCCUGACAAGUUCUGCCUCUUUUUCGAUUGGCUUAAUGCUUGAGGCAUUGAUUUUUUCUGAAAGAUAAAUUAUUUCUGGUCCUAAAUCCUUGCCACCAUUUAUCUCCACAGCCGAAUCGCGCCAAUCCCAUUUCUGCCGCCAAACUUUUUGCUUUCUCCUCAAUCGUUGAUCUGAGAACCUGAAUACCUUGCUCACGGAUUGCAGUAAACCAAUGAACUAGUUUCUUUCUCUAGCUCUGGAAAUUGAGUGAAGCUUUCUAAUUUUAAUUUUUUAUCAGAUUUUACUGAUUUCUUCAACUCAUCAAGCUUAUUCACCCAUUCGGAAAUCGAGCUAAAGGAGUUGACAUGAAACUUUGCAGCAACAUCUCUCAUGCUCAUCUCAUUUUGGUGUUGAAUGUAAAAUUCAGCAAUUUCAACUUUCUGCCAAAUUUCAAUGUACUUUCUUUUCCCUUUGUACAUUUUUUAUUAUGAUUUAUAGAGAGAAUUUGCUUAUUAUAUUAAAUAAGAAAAUAUAUAAAAUAUUUUAACUGAAUGCAUAUAUUUAUUACUAAUAGGUUUAUUGAUUAUUAAAUUAUUGAAAAAUUAAGCUGUGUUUUACCUUUAAUCAAAUGGUAUUCUUUUUUUUUUUGGGAAAUUCCCUUACUCUCCCCCCAUAAUAUUUUUAAAUAAUUUUCAACUUAUAAAAAAAUAUUAUUUUACAAUUAAAAAAUUUAUAUAUAAUUUUUUUUAAAAAAUAAAAAAUUAACCCCCCUCCGUGAGCGAACAAAAAUUUUUUGUUCGCUCACGGAGGGGGGGGGGGAGUUAGAAGUUGUAAUCCAUAUUGGCGAAUUUAUUUUCGCACAUAGCAAAGGUAAUAUUUUUGGAGAAAUGCCUAUUAAUUUGCCUAUAGACACUGCAAUGUAUCAGCAAAAUCAAAUAAUCUUAUUUAACCACUCAAAUCACCCCACAUUUAACCUAGCAUUAAUUGUAGGUUUCAGCUGUGACAAAAUAAUUUCAAGUAAAAAAAUCAAGGUAAAAUUGGCAAAACAUCAAAAUAUUUAUAUUCCUGUAGACAGCUUUAUAACGGCAGAUCCAUUGCCCAAAGAAUGGAUGGAGCUGUAUGGAGACGAAAAAAUUAGUGAUCACUCAUUGUAUUCUGGCCAGUUAGCAGACGAAGUACUUUAUACUCCACAUUUGAGUAAAGAAGAUUUAAGGAAAAUGGAAGACAUUGCUGGCUCUUAUAAUUCUCAUGUAAAAAUGAUGAGAAUUUCGAGCGCUAAAAGCUUUGGUAGUUUGCAUGAAAAUUCUCACAAAAAGAUGGUGAUUGAAGAAAAAGCCGAAAAGCGGUCAAUUAAAGAAAUUAAAAAGAAAAAAACGAAAAAAAUUACAUCGUUGAAAUUGUAUAUUCCUGAAGACAUUUUAGAAGAAAAAUAUUAUAGAGAAGCUAAUGGAAUUGCGACUUCAAAGCCACUGAAUCCAGAAACGAGAGAAAUAAUAGAAAAGGCGCCAUUGUACCCUGAUAGUAAAAGAAAGAUUAUUGACCAAAAUUCAAACCAAAUAGUUCUCUCUACAAGAAGCUCCAGGAGAUCAAGAGAUUCCACAAAUUAUGAAUCGUCAGGGUAUUCACUAUCAUCUACAAGAAAUUCAAGAAUUGCUAUUGCUAUUUAUAUUGAUUUAAAUAAAAAAUAAUUAAUUUUUAUUUUCUAUAUUUUUAACUGGGAAAGUAUAGGGCUGGAAAAACAAAAAUUUUUAAUCAGCCAAUAUUCAGGGUCAUUUAGUGAAAUAAAUAAUCCUGAAAGACAAGGAAAGCCAAAAAGCUCGAUUUUACAGCCCAAAAUGAGUUUACCACUGAAAAAAGAGAAGCAUGAUACCUCAAAAGAGUCUAUUAACUUAGAUUAUGUAAAAGAAAUUCAAGAAGGCGCUGAUGUUGAUAAAGAGAUUAUAGAAGGCAUUGAAACUAUAGUUAGUACUUAAUCUCUACGCCAUUAAUGAGCAAAUUCCUUCUGAUUGGUUGAAUGUUUUCGCAAAAAUUUAAAAUAGUAAAUUUAAAUUAAUAGAUCGAAAUAUGCUUUAUUUCAAGAUUUUUAAUUAAUUUGUCCAAAUGCAUUAUUUUGAUUAUUUACAGCCAAUAAUAAGCAAAUUUCGAUAUAUUCAUAUAAACUUACUAUAUUAAAAUUUUGUGUGCUUAAACUCCUAACGAAAUAAGCAAGAAUUUGUUUAUUGUUGAGGGAGAGCUAG
Molecule: messenger RNA, 5521 nt
Organism: Blepharisma stoltei
Lineage: Eukaryota; Ciliophora; Heterotrichea; Heterotrichida; Blepharismidae
Source: the annotation of a GenBank genome assembly